Messenger RNA from Miscanthus lutarioriparius, 2484 nucleotides. Lineage: Eukaryota; Viridiplantae; Streptophyta; Magnoliopsida; Poales; Poaceae. The record is from the annotation of a GenBank genome assembly.
AUGGGCUCUCAGCAAGAGGGAGACGCCACCGCCGCCAUCGCCGACGCCGAUGAGGUCGUCUACCUCCACGGCGUCCUGGAAGCGACAGUGUUCGAGGCCGAGCACCUCCACAACGCCAUCCACGGCCGGAUCAUGGAGGCCACGGAGAAGAUUCAGGAGUCCCUAGGCGUGCACUGCCUCCAGCACAGCCGGCUCUACAUCGACGUCGACGUCGGCGCGGCGCGGGUGGCGCGCACCCGGGAGGUGGAGUUCCACCCCACCAGCCCGGCCUGGAACCAGUCGUUCCGCCUGCACUGCGCCUACCCCGCCGCGGCGGUCACCUUCACGGUCAAGAACCAGCACCUUAUCGGCGCGGGCGUCCUCGGCGCCGGGUCCGUGCCCGCCGCGCGCGUCGCCUCCGGACAGCCGCUGGAGUGCUGGCUCGACCUCCGCGGCGGCGAGCACGCCCAUGAGACGCACACGCCGAGCCUCCGCGUCCGCCUGCACUUCUUCGACGUGGAGCGUGACCCGUUCUGGGGCGCCGGCGUCCGCCUCCCCGAGUUCGCGGGCGUCAAGCCCGCGUUUUUCCCGGAGCGGACCAACUGCAGCGUCACGCUGUACCAGAACGCGCACCUGUCCGACGCGUUCGACCCGGGGGUCCGCCUCGACGGCGGGCUGGCGUACCGGCCGUCGCGGCUGUGGGAGGACCUGUUCGCCGCCAUCCGCGACGCGCGGCGGUUCGUGUACGUCGCGGGGUGGUCGGUGAACACGGAGAUCACGCUGGUGCGCGACGCGGGCCGUCGGGCGGUGGUCCCCGGCGCCGAGGGCGUCACGCUGGGCGAGCUGCUGAAGCGGAAGGCCGACGAAGGGGUGGCCGUGCUGGUGAUGCCGUGGCAGGACAACACGUCCGUGUCGUUCCUCGGCAACUCCGGCCUGAUGAAGACGCACGACGAGGAGACCCGGAGGUUCUUCGAGGGCACCAACGUGAGGUGCUUCCUCUGCCCGCGCAACGCCGACGCGUCGCUGACCAUGGUGCAGCAAGUCGAGACCAGCACCGAGUUCACGCACCACCAGAAGACUGUCACGCUCGACGCAGCCACGCCGGGCGCCGACGAACGCCACGUCGUCAGCUUCAUCGGCGGCAUAGACCUCUGCGACGGCAGGUACGACGACGAGAACCACACGCUGUUCAGGGACCUCGACACGACGUACGUCCACGACUUCAUGCAGAACAACUACAAGCACGCCUCCCUGCAGCGCGGCGGCCCGCGGGAACCGUGGCACGACGUGCACUGCAGACUGGAAGGUCCCGCGGCGUGGGACGUGCUCGCCAACUUCGAGCAGCGGUGGAGGAAGCAGGCGCCGGAGAACAUGCGCGGCUGCCUGCUCGAUCUGAGCCCGGCGACGUUCCCCGACCCCAUCAGCAACGACCCGUGGAACGUGCAGGUGUUCCGGUCCAUCGACGACGCGUCGGUCGUGGGGUUCCCCUCCGACCCGGCCGAGGCCGCCGCGAUGGGGCUGACGAGCGGCAAGGACGUCACGGUGGACCGGAGCAUACAGAUCGGCUACGUCGAGGCCGUCCGGCGCGCGCGGCGGUUCAUCUACAUCGAGAACCAGUACUUCCUUGGCGGGUGUGCGUCGUGGGCGGAGGACAGGGACGCCGGGUGCCUGAACCUGGUGCCCGUCGAGAUCGCGCUCAAGGUCGCCGCCAAGAUCCUGCGCGGCGAGCGGUUCGCAGUGUACGUCGUAACGCCGAUGUGGCCCGAGGGCGUGCCGGCGGGUGAGGCCGUGCAGGCCAUCCUGCUCUGGAGCAGGCGCACCGUGGAAAUGAUGUACGGCAUCGUCGCCAAGGCCAUCGACGACGCCGGGUUGCGCGGCCAGGCGCACCCCUGCGACUACCUCAACUUCUUCUGCCUCGGCAACCGGGAGGAGCCGCUCCCCGGAGAGUACUCGCCGCCGGAGACGCCGGAGGAGGACACGGACUACUGGCGCGCGCAGGUGAACCGCCGCGGCCCCAUCUACGUGCACGCCAAGCUCAUGAUCGUGGACGACGAGUAUGUCAUGGUCGGCUCGGCGAACCUGAACGAGCGGUCGCUGGCCGGCAACCGGGACAGCGAGAUCGCGCAGGGGAGCUACCAACCGGCGCACCUGAACGGGCCGUGCGGGCGGGCGCGAGGGCAGGUGCACGGGUUCAGGAUGUCGCUGUGGCACGAGCAUUUCAUCAUGGGCCGCCAUGCCAGUGAGGACGCCGACGACGGAGUCUUGUUCCUGGAGCCAGAGAGCUUGGAGUGCGUACGCGCCGUGCGGCGACCGGCGAAGAGGCUGUGGGAUUCGUACACGCAGGACAGGGUGGAGGACCUGCCGGGGCACCUGCUCCCGUUCCCGAUCACCGUGUCGGAGUUUGGCGAGGUGGCUGACCUGCCGGCCGACGGGUGCUUCCCGGACACGAGGGCGCCGGUGAGGGGGAGGAAAGCGGUGAAGCUGCCGGACAUCCUGACAACCUGA